Messenger RNA from Fibroporia radiculosa, 1047 nucleotides. RefSeq lists its product as uncharacterized. The record is from RefSeq and is a predicted model, not a curated record. Bases 1 to 1047 code for a protein of 348 amino acids. NCBI's taxonomy places the organism in Eukaryota, Fungi, Basidiomycota, Agaricomycetes, Polyporales, Fibroporiaceae. The transcript has a single exon.
AUGCAGCCUACGACCGAAAGCGGUGCGUCGACAUCCACUCCUCCUGCCAACGCCCCGACUCCGAUCAAUGCCGCUACGCCUAUCAAUAUGUCGACCCCAAUCCAUGUCGCUAGCUCACCGCAAACGCCUAAUAAAUCCCCGAAGGCCAAGCCCACUCCGAAACCGAGGGCGCGCGAGCCAACGAAGCGCAGGUCAAAGACAUCUUCGACGCCUGUUGGGCCUUCCAUUCCCGUGCCCUCUCCUAUGGUUGUUCCAUCGCCUUCAUCUCCUACCAAGGCGGAAACUCCCGCUGCUGUCUCUUUGACAUCGUCCGAGCAGCCGCCCGCGGCUGCGUCGACACCACCUGUUCCUUUCGCGGAUAGCAGGGCGGGAAAGCGUCAACGCGAUGAUGAGCCAGUCGUUGUCGGGGACGAGGUGAACAAUGCGCCAUCACCGAAGAAAGCCAAGACGGGGACGGAGGGUGAACAGCUGAGCGACGCGUCACCGGCGCACAAGCCGGACAUGGAACCCCUCGAGACAGACGAAGACGUGGUUAAGUUUUUUGAGCAAAUGCACUCCAUGUUGCAGAUGAUCCCUCCAGAUGAUGGGAACGGGCCGCAAAUAUCACAGAUGUUCUCUCAGAUCCUGAAGGGAUGCGGUGAUUCGACGGACCCACUGCCGGAGUUGGGGGGAUUGGGCGAGGAGAACAUCCAGGCAACCUCAGCGCCCCAGCAAGAUGUGCUCGACUUCUUUGAUUUCUCGUCAUUUGGGACGGACGAAGAAGUGGGGUCGAAGGCAGCUACGCCAGAACUCAUGCAAGCGUCUUCAACGAACCCGAGCCCCGGCUCUGGCUCAGAAGCCGAUGCUGCCCAUUCCUCUUCAACGGGAUUCGACCCUGCACGGAUUGUCUCGGGCGACGAGGGCGACAGCAUAUCGGAGAUGUUACGGUUGGGUACCUGGAAGGAGAUCGACGGGGGCGAAAGUGCGUACUACCAGUCGUCGGACGGGUGGAAAUGGGAUGCACCGAUGCACGCGUCGGACUCGGCGUGGGCGAUAUACACUACGUAG